AUGUCUGCCUCUGAUCAUUGCUUGCAGGUUUUAUGGUUGGAAAGGAAGGUUUGUUCAAGAUCACCGAAGAGAAGGUUCUUGUUUGAGGCCAUGUGGUCUCGAGAUGAGCGGUGCAAGAAAGUUAUUGAGGAAGCAUGGGAUCCAUUAAGAGUAGACCCGAAUUUUCAGAUUCAUGAUAGACUAAGGAACUGUCAAACCCGCCUCCAAAGGUGGAACAGAGAAGUCUUCAAAAAUGUGAACAAAGUUUUAAAAGUGAGGCAAGAGCAUCUCCAAGAUCUUGAGGUCCUAAAUAUGCUACACAAAACUGCUAGUGAGAUUGAGAAACUCAGGAAAGAAAUCAAUGAAGCACUUACGCAGGAAGAAGUAAUGUGGAAUCAAAGGUCAAGGGCAUUGUGGAUGAAAUGUGGAGAUAGGAAUACUAAGUUCUUCCAUGCAAUGGCAACUCAAAGGCAGAGGCAUAACAUGAUUGAAGGCCUAUGGGGUGCGGAUGGGCAAUGGCAUGAGGAGAAAAGAAAAAAAAUUAAGGAGAUCAUUAUUUAUUACUUCAAAAACAUCUUUUAG
Messenger RNA from Quercus robur (English oak), 561 nucleotides. RefSeq lists its product as uncharacterized. The record is from RefSeq and is a predicted model, not a curated record. The coding region runs from base 1 to 561 and encodes 186 amino acids. NCBI's taxonomy places the organism in Eukaryota, Viridiplantae, Streptophyta, Magnoliopsida, Fagales, Fagaceae. The transcript has a single exon.